UAGAAACUGCAUCCACAGCGACUUGGUUCUGCCAUUCCUAGAACCCGUCGGGCCUUCCCCUGCAGUGUAGAAGUUGCCACCGCGCGGGUGGAAGAGGGCUCUCUUCGGUGGUGGUGGGUUGUCUUCUCAGCGGACGGGAACAAAACGAAUCUUCCAACGCUCAGGGCUCCGGCGACCCCUCUUCCCUGCGUCAUGGCAGUCCCAGAUGAAGAAACUGAGGGACAGAGAAGUAGAACAACUUACCUAUUAGAAGAGCUAGUGGCAAGUUGCAACAAGGACAGUGUCAGAGCAGGCUGCAAGAAGUGUGGCUACCCUGGUCAUCUGACUUUUGAAUGCCGCAAUUUUCUCCGAGUAGACCCCAAAAGGGACAUCGUGUUGGAUGUCAGCAGUACAAGCAGUGAGGACAGUGAUGAAGAGAAUGAGGAACUAAACAAACUUCAGGCGCUACAGGACAAACGAAUAAAUGAAGAAGAGGAGAAGAAAAAAGAGAAAAGCAAAGAGAAAAUCAAAUUGAAAAAAAAGAGGAAAAGGUCCUGUUCCAGUUCUACUGAAGAAGAUUCUUCCAAACAAAAGAAACAGAAAUAUCAGAAGAAAGAAAAGAAAAAAGAAAAGAAGAGCAAGUCAAAAAAAGGGAAACAUCACAAAAAGGAAAAAAAGAAGAGAAAAAAGGAAAAGCAUUCUUCCCCUAAUUGUUCAGAAUUCGCCAAAAAGUAACUGUCUUUGGCCUAACUUGAGAAAUUGAAGAAUCAGUUUUUUUCAUUAUUUGACCUUCUUUGGAAUUGUUAUAUAAUUACGCUUCUCAGCAAAGCUCACCUUCUUCCUUUUAGACAUUUUUCAUUAUUGGAACCAUUAUCCAUCUAGCCACUGGCAUUAAAUCAAUCUUGUUACUUGACAACCAUGCCUCAUGUAUAAAUAGUUGUGCAUGUAAAACACAUCAUUUGGUAUUUGUGUUUCUGUGUGUUUGGCUACUGUCACUUCAUAAGUUGAUUGUAACAUAGCUUUAUUAGUCAACACGAGUAAUCUACAUAGCAGCUAUUAAAUAUUGCUGAGUCAAGGUCCACCUUCCAGUGAUAAAUGUCAGUAGUAAUGAUUUGCUCUUGAUAUUGAAAAGUUUAAUAGCUUUAUAUACCGUGUAAUGUAUAAAGAUGGUGAAAUUCUUCACUGUUGUUUUUAAAUCUCUAGGCUUUUUUAAGAUAUUGAAGAUAAAACUGCUUUACUGAUCUCAAGUGAUACUUUUUAAUGAAUGAUAUCUAUGGGAAGAUCACAAUGAAAAUAUUUAUAACAAAGUUUUGUUUUGUGAAAAGCGGCGUUUCUGACACCUGCCUCCCUUGUUUUUUAACAUUUAAAAUAUUUCUUCUUUUUAAAAGAGACUGGCUUAGUUUAUUAGAAAGUCUGUCAAGGAUUAUUCUAUGUCAGUCAGGAUUUUUAGGGUAGACUCCUGGUUGAUUUACAAAUGUGCCCUAUUGGCAAGUCUUACAGUGAUACCUCAAACAGGAAUUUUACUUAGGAAAACAUCAAAGUCUUCAUUGGAACUGAUUUUUAUUAUUUUUAGAAUAUAAAUUUUAUGAUGUGUGUGUCAAUGGGUAUUGUGGAAAUUUUUUAUAAAUGUUAGCAUAUAUAUUUAUUUUGUCUGAAAUGAUUUAUGGCUUUGAAGCAAGUUUCAUACUAAACUCCAAGGCAUCAUAAAUAGCCAGUUUUUGAUGCCUCCUCUUUUACUUCAGUCACAGAUCUCAGUAGCAGUGUCAAAAUUUAGAAAUAAGAAUUUCAUUCUGUAUAAUUUAAAAGCCAGGGGGUUGUAUCAUGAAGGCCUUUGUAUGAUAAUGGGAAUUUUAUAUAAAUAAGCAUUUUCAAACAUGUGUUAGUGGGUGUAAAUAUUUCUUACAUUUUUAAUUUUAUGGUGAUCAGUGUUACCUAAUUUGCUUAACAUUUACUAUCCCCUACACCCAAUAAGUUAAAUACUUAUAUUAUAAAAGCAUUGAAAAAUCUACCAAUUAGUAUGGUUUAGCACCAAAGAUUCUAAAUCCUUCACUAUGGUACUUAACAAAUUUUCAGAUUGGUAACCUACAGACAUGGCUGGCAGAUAAAUGUAUGAUCAUGAUCACGUCAGUGAACUUGAUUGGAAAGGCUUACUGAUUGUUCCUGCCCAGCACCAUGCUGGGCAUGCCCCACUCAGGAGCCUCAAGUCUCCUUCACGUAACCUUUCCUGUGAUCGGAUUCCAUGGAGGCCACAGCCAUACCCUGGCCUGGUGCUGCAGCCAAGGAAGCUCUCACACCUUCAGCCUCCCAUAACCUAGUUACUCUCUCCGCCGAUAAAAGAGAAAUUCUUUUGUUUAAAGAGUUCUCUCCAUUGUUAGGACAAAAGCACUGAACUAAGAAUUUUAACGGUUUGUUUUGCCUUUGCUAAUUUUAUGAAAAUACAGUUCUUUGGUUAUCCAGAUUAACACAAAUCAGUAAAAAAGAAAAAUCAUUUUCAAAACUAUUUUUUAUAAAUAGCAGCAGGGUGUCACACACACCUUUAGUCCAAGCACUCAGGAAGCAGUGGCAGGCCAAUCUCUGAGCGCAAGGCCAGCCUGCUCUGCAUAGCGAGUUCCAGGCUACCUGGGGCUACAGGAAGACCCAGUCUCAAACAAACAAACAAACAAAUUGGCAAAGGGCCAGUGGUGACUAUCGAGCAUUUGCUGCUCUUACAGAGAACUUAAGUUUGGUUCUCAAUACUGACAUCAGACAACUCAUAACUGCCUGUAACUUCAGCCUCAGGGGAUCUGAUGCCCAUGUCUGACCUCUUGGGUAUCCAUAUGCAUGUGGCAGACACACAGAAAUACACAUAUACACAAAACCCAAAAAUAAAAAUCUAAGACAACAACAAAAAUAGUUAGCAAAUGCUAACCCCAAAAUUGGCCUCAUCCUGUUGUGUGUGUUAUAAGGUUAACAGUGACAAUAAUUGCAGUGCAAAGUUCAUCACGUUUGUAAGUUUAAUUUCUGUUAAUUGUAAAAAAGUUAGAAAUUGAUGCACUGGGUUUUUUCUUGAGUUGUGACACAGCCAGUUAUUCAGAAGAGUUAUAUAUAAUCAGCUCUCAUUCACUAAUAUUCUAUAGAAAAUAAAAGAUUUUAAUGGGCCAGUCAUUUCCCCCCAGAAAUCUUAGUGUUAUUAAUGUUUCCCCAUAAUAUUAACAUACUUUAUGAAAUAGCUCAUCUGAAUAAAAGCCAUUUAUUUUCAUGAAAAUAAGAAGAAAUACAUUUUAGGAGAAAAGGCACAAAAUUUUCUCUUAGGCAGUAUGUAGCAGAUGAAAAUUCCUUUAAUAGUAGCAGCCACAGGUGCUGCCAUCCUAACGUCCUGUGUAGCCUGCCGGCCAUACCACCCUGAAUGCCCCGUCUCCUCUGGUUCCCUGUGUAGCCUGUGCCGUACCACCCUGAAUGCCCCAUCUCCUCUGGUUCCCUGUGUAGCCUGCCGGCCAUACCACCCUGAACACCCCGUGUCUUCCAGUUCCCCGUGUAACCCCUAGCAAAGCUGUUAGCGUCUCUGGGCCCUGGUGUCUCCUGCCUAUUGUACUAUGUUUCCUCUGUGAUCCUUUCUAGUCCUUAAUGUAUAUAAUUAUCAAUAGUAAAGUAAAAUUAAAGUAAUAUUCCUUUUUAGAAAUUA
Nannospalax galili (Upper Galilee mountains blind mole rat) is the source of this 3640-nucleotide messenger RNA. RefSeq names its product SREK1 interacting protein 1 (gene Srek1ip1). NCBI's taxonomy places the organism in Eukaryota, Metazoa, Chordata, Mammalia, Rodentia, Spalacidae. Gene Ontology annotation, molecular function: zinc ion binding; nucleic acid binding. The record is from RefSeq and is a predicted model, not a curated record. Bases 193 to 714 code for a protein of 173 amino acids. The transcript has 6 exons.